GAUCUAUGCAUAGAUAUGCAGAUCUAGGCCUGGGACUGCAACUCUGCCCUGCUGUGAUUUUUGGCCCUCCUUGCUGGGCGGUGGCUCCUCCCUCCAAAGCACUUCCGAAGUUCAGCAGAUCCAGAGGGAUCCUUCCGGGAUGGCUUUGCCAUGACAUGCUCCGGCUUUCGGCAUCGGGUUCGAGGCUCCUGAAAGCACACACUCAUUUCAGGUCCAAGGCCAAAAUGUCAACAAAGAGACUUCCUGCUCGGAGGCUGGAAGGCACCGAUGCCAAUAUCUGGGUGAAGUUUGUGUCCCUGACGGCCGCUCACAAAGCGGUGAACCUGGGCCAAGGCUUCCCGAAUUUUCCGCCUCCGGAUUUCAUGAAAGAAGCCUUUGCGGAGGCCGUUUCCGGGCAAGACCCCCUCAUCCACCAAUACACCCGAGCCUUCGGCCAUCCACGGCUGGUGUCUGUCUUGGCCCGCCUCUUUGGGAAACUUCUUGGCCGGGACCUCGACCCCAUGAAGAACGUCUUGGUGACGGUCGGCGCUUACCAGUCCCUCUUCUCCUGCUUCCAGGCCCUGGUGGACGAGGGAGACGAGGUUAUCAUCAUCGAGCCCUUCUUCGAUUGCUAUGAGCCAAUGGUCAAAAUGGCCGGCGGGACACCCGUCUUCAUCCCUCUCCGACUGAAAUCCACAGAAAGCGGAAAGCUGAUCUCAAGCAAAGACUGGCAACUUGAUCCAGCGGAGUUGGAGUCCAAAUUCACCCUGCGGACGAAAGCCAUCAUCCUCAAUUCUCCCAAUAACCCCCUGGGCAAGGUGUUUAGCCGGGAAGAACUGCAGCUCGUUGCAGACCUGUGUGCAAAACACGAUGUCCUGUGCUUCAGUGACGAGGUCUACGAGUGGCUGGUCUAUGAUGGGAACCAACACGUCCGGAUUGCCAGCUUGCCGGGGAUGUGGGAGCGGACCUUGACCGUCGGGAGCGCUGGGAAGACCUUCAGCGCCACGGGAUGGAAGGUUGGCUGGACGCUGGGCCCAGACCACCUCUUGACACACCUUCGGACGGUCCACCAGAACUCCCUCUAUCACUGCCCGACGGCCACUCAGGAGGCUGUGGCCCGUGGUUUGGAGAAAGAGCUGGAGCGUCUGGGGAAACCAGACAGCUAUUUUGUGGAAUUGCCUCGGCUGCUGCAGCAGAAGCGGGAUUUCCUAAUCCAGAACCUGAUCGCGGCCGGAAUGAAGCCCAUCGUCCCUGAAGGAACCUACUUCUUGAUGGCCGACCUCUCCGGUUUCAAAAUUGACUUGCCUGACCAAGGGGAUACAGAGGAACCCUAUGACUCUCGCUUCGUGGAAUGGAUGAUCAAGAAUAAAGGUUUAGCAGCCAUCCCCGUUUCUGCGUUCUAUAGUGCAGAACAGAAGAAGAAUUUCAACCAUUUCAUCCGCUUCUGCUUUGCCAAGGAGGAUUCGACCCUCAAAGCCGCCAGUGCCAUCUUGCAAGAAUGGAGCAAACAGAAACCCAGUUUGUCUCUGCGGCUCCUCCUGCGCCGACCAAUGGCAUCGCGCGCCUGGGCGGAAGUGGGACGAAGAGGCAAGAUGGCGGACAGCUCUGGAGCCAAGCGCCGGAGGGAGGAGGAAGACCCAAAGAUGGAUCGGUCCAAAUCAGCCAAAGAAAAAAAAGAAGAGAGGAAAAAAUGGAGGGAGAUGAGGCUGUUGAAAAAGCUGGAAAAGAAAAAAAUGAGGGAAUUAAAGGAGAAGAAAGAGGAGGCCCAACCCAAGGAGGAAAAAGCCUUAGGGAGGCACUACACGCUGAGCGUGGCCGUCCCAGGUUCAAUCCUGGACAACGCACAGUCGCCGGAGCUGCGGACGUACCUGGCGGGGCAGAUCGCCCGCUCCUGCGCCGUCUUCUCCGUGGACGAGGUCGUGGUCUUCGAUGAACGGGGGGAAGACGCCAAGACGGUAGAAGGCGACUUCGGAGGCCUGAAGGCCAGAGGCCAGGCCUGCGUGCAGUUGGCGCGCAUCCUGCAGUAUUUGGAGUGUCCCCAAUACCUCCGCAAGUUCUUUUUCCCCAAACACCAGGACCUGCAAUUUGCAGGGCUCCUGAACCCCUUAGACAGCCCCCAUCACGUGCGGAUCGAUGAGGAGUCACAAUACCGUGAAGGGGUGGUCUUGGCCCGACCGGUCAAGCCCGGCCGAGGGUCUUUUGUGAACUGCGGGAUGCGGAAGGAGGUGCAGAUAGAUAAGCAGCUCGAGGCCGGCCUUCGUGUCACUGUGAAGCUCAACGAGCAACAGAACCCAGAGAGCAAAACGCAGAAGGGGACCGUGGUGUCGUCCCAUCAUCCCCGCACCGUGUCCAACCUUUAUUGGGGAUACACCGUCCGCUUGGCUUCCAGCCUGAGUGCCGUAUUUGCCGAAUCCCCCUUCAAGGAUGGCUAUGACCUCUCCAUUGGGACUUCCGAACGAGGGACCUCGGUGGACCAAGCAGCCCUACCUGCUUUCAGGCACGCUUUGAUAGUUUUCGGGGGCCUGCAAGGCUUGGAAGCCGCCGUCGAUGCGGAUCCCCAUUUGGAAGUCAGCGAUCCCAGCACCUUGUUUGACUUGUACCUCAACACCUGCCCAGGGCAAGGGAGCCGAACCAUCCGGACCGAGGAGGCGAUGCUCAUCUCUCUGUCUGCGCUGAGGCCCAAGAUUGCGGAAGCGGCAAAGGAAGUCGAUGGCGGCAGUCUGAAAGAAGUCAGUAAUUCAUAAGAUUUAGGAAGGAAAAGCCCAGGAAAGAGCAGCAAGACAGCAAUCAGGAGCAGAUUGCAGCCUUCCUUUUCCCUCUCGUUCGUUUUCCAAGAUGGCGGGCUUUUGCUGAAACCCAGAAAGUGGAGAAUCUGACCAAAAUAAAGACUGUUUUAUUCUGAA
Molecule: messenger RNA, 2882 nt
Organism: Anolis sagrei ordinatus
Lineage: Eukaryota; Metazoa; Chordata; Lepidosauria; Squamata; Anolidae
Source: RefSeq, a predicted model, not a curated record